Messenger RNA from Komagataella phaffii GS115, 1185 nucleotides. Its product is annotated as Cystathionine gamma-lyase. Gene Ontology annotation, cellular component: cytoplasm. The transcript has a single exon. Lineage: Eukaryota; Fungi; Ascomycota; Pichiomycetes; Pichiales; Pichiaceae. Gene Ontology annotation, molecular function: pyridoxal phosphate binding; cystathionine gamma-lyase activity. The coding region runs from base 1 to 1185 and encodes 394 amino acids. Gene Ontology annotation, biological process: transsulfuration. The record is from RefSeq and is a predicted model, not a curated record.
AUGUCUGAAAACUACGGUUUUGGUACUAGAGCUGUCCACGCGGGAGCUGAACACGAUCCAACCACUGGAGCUGUCAUCGCACCAAUUUCGUUAUCCACCACUUUUGCCCAAUCUUCUCCUGCUAACCCUAUAGGAAUCUACGAAUAUUCCCGUUCUGAUAACCCAAACAGAAGUGCUUUUGAACGUGCUGUUGCUUCUUUGGAGAAGGCUAAGUAUGGUCUCGCUUUUGCAUCCGGUUCUGCUGCUGAAUCUGUGAUUGUUCACACUUUGAAUGUUGGAGAUGAAAUUAUUUCAGUUUCUGACGUCUACGGUGGGACUCACCGUUAUUUCACCAAAGUGGCCACCAAAACUGGUAUUAGUAUCAAAUUCACUGGACGUUUACAGGCAGACUUGGCCAACUUGCUGAAUGAGAAGACCAGACUUGUCUGGAUUGAAUCUCCAUCUAACCCUACUCUGUCCCUGACUGACAUUGCUGAAAUUAGAAAGAUCAUUGACGACUAUAAAAAGAACGGACACCAAAACCAGAAACUGUACUUGGUAGUUGACAACACCUUCCUGUCCUCUUAUGUUCAAACCCCAUUGAUUCACGGUGCAGAUUUGGUCAUUCAUUCCGUAACAAAGUACCUGAACGGUCACUCUGAUGUUGUUAUGGGUGUAGCUGCCACCAGCGACGAGGAGUUGUACAAAGAAUUGCAGUUCUUCCAGAACGCUACAGGAGCUGUCCCAUCUCCAUUCGACUCUUGGUUGGCUCACAGAGGUUUGAAGACGUUGCAUUUGCGUGUUCGUCAAGCUUCCAACAGCGCUUUAGAGAUUGCCAAAUUCCUGCAAAAAUCUAGCAAAGUACAACUAGUCAAUUACCCAGGUCUUCCUGAACACCCACAACAUGAGAUUUUCAAGAAGCAACACAACUAUGGACUUGGAGGAGGUAUGAUCUCAUUCCGUGUUGUCGGAGGAGCUGCUGGUGCUUCCACAUUCUGCUCAUCUACCAAGAUCUUCACUUUGGCUGAAUCUCUGGGUGGAAUUGAAUCGUUGUUGGAAGUUCCUGCUGUUAUGACCCACGCUGGUUUCUCUCCAGAGGAAAGAGAGGCCAACGGUGUUUACGAUGACCUCAUUAGAUUGUCUGUCGGUAUCGAAGAGACUGAAGACCUUGUUGCAGAUAUCUCCCAGGCUUUGGACAAGCUUUAA